Molecule: messenger RNA, 532 nt
Organism: Linum tenue
Lineage: Eukaryota; Viridiplantae; Streptophyta; Magnoliopsida; Malpighiales; Linaceae
Source: the annotation of a GenBank genome assembly
CACCGGCAACGCCGCAACUCUCAGCGGCUGCGUCUGUAAUAUUUUACGGCGAAUACAGUGCAGCAGAAAGAGAAGUAAGGUGGAGUGGCCACUGACGUGAAGCGAAGCAAAGCAAAGCGGGAAGGUAGACCGGAGAGAAAGCACUUCACUGAAGGUUACUCAUUUGCUACAGAGAUAACCAAAACCCAAUUAGAAGGGGGAAAACAGAGAGAAGAACACGAGGGAUCGUUGCCUUCAUUGCCGUAAUCGACGAUCCCCUGCCGUCUCCGCCGCUUCUUCUCCGAUUGCUUCUUGCAGGUUGCUCUUCUUCUUCUGCUCCGCAAUUCUGCUGUUUGCAGCAACCAGCUCAUAUGGGUCGAGAGAUGGGACUCAGAAAUCUGGGAAGUCAUCUGUGUUUUCUCUGUUCAAUCUCAAAGAGAAGAGUAGAUUUUGGAGCGAGGCUGUUAUACGCAGUGAUUUUGACGAUUUGGAGUCCUCAAACUCUGCCAAAAUGGGGCUAAUGAAUUACACCAAGGCAGGCAAUUCUCUUUAA